GCAAAAGAAAAAACGAAUAUAAAACAGAAUAACAUCGGGAACCGAUUUGUCGCGCUUAAUAACACGAAAUGAUAUUUGGUUUCAUAAAAGGCAAAUACUUAUGUGAUGAUAUAUCAAUGCAAACUUAACGUGCAAUCCUCAAUUUUGUUUUCGAAUGACUGACGGCGGAAAUAGCGAUAGAGUCGCGACAACACAAUAAAUCAGGCUGUAAAAUCGGAUUUGUAAUCUUGGGAAGAAAAUCAAAGAGAAAAAGACGCCAGCAGCUUCCUCGGAUUGUUUUGUUGUUGUUUUCGGUUCGUUAGAGUGUGUUUGUGUGUGUGUGUGGAUGUGUUUUCCAACAAAGUCAAAGUCGUCGAAGCUGCUGCAAAAAAACGUGAAAUGCAAAUUGUGAAAAAAAAAAAUUGCAAAAGAUACAACAAGCAACAACAACAACAACUAUAAUCGCAAUCACACGGCCAACGCAACAAUAACAAAGGCAACAACAAAACGGUUUCGCGUGUGUUGAAAAAUUGCAUUGCAAAUUGCCACCAGCAGUAAACAAUAACAACAACAACGGAAAAUUGCGCGCCAAAAGCGAAAGAAACAAAAGGAUUACACAUAAACAAACCGAAAAAGCAGAAGCAGCUGAGCGAAAGAGAGAGAUAGCGAAAAAUCAAAACAUCGUCGGGAGGCAGAAAUACCAGUUUAUCCACCUUCAACUCCACCACCCCCAAACCCCGUCGCAGGGAUCUCACCACACUUCUGAGCAGGCUCUUGUGGCAUUCGUGAUACAGCAUUCAGGCACAGUCUGGCGGAGGCUGAGAACGCGGACGGAACGAUGAUGUCCAUGACCAGCUCCCCGCCGGCCACGCCCACUGGCGUCCAGACGGACUCCGAUGGGCUGAUCCUGCCCAAGAAGCUCAUCAAUCCCUGCAUGGAGAACAUAGAUCGCAAGGAACUGCAUCGGGAGCUGAAAUUCAAUGCCAGAGUUGGCAAGAGCGUGCUGAACCAAAAAUCGGAACUGCAACGUGCCUACGACAAGCAGAAGGAACGACAUGCCGCCGCCGAGCAACACUCACCGGAUGCGGAAAUCGUGGGCGGGAUUCCGGGACUGAAAGGAGAACUCGGCCGAGUGAUCAUGGAGCGGGCACAGAAGCACGAGGCGGCGGCCAAAAACCAGGAUCAGGAGGAUGCCGAGGAUCGGCAGUACGUGAAUCCCGAGUAUCUGAACGUGCGGGCCAAACUGCGCACGGCGCAACCAACCAACCAUUAAGGAGCAGCCCACUCGGAUAUCCCUCAUCCUAUAAUCCUCAGCUUGAUUAAUGUUUAGUUUUUAGUAACAGACCUAACCAAAUUGUGUGUAAGGAAACCAUGUGUUUUUUAUGUGUUAACUUUGAGAGCGGUUUUCAUUUUGAUAUUAUGCAAAACUAGUUGGUUAUUCUAAUUAAAGUUUACUCCUAGACUAAGCCAUUUAAUUAUUUAGUUCGUUAGUCCGUAUUACUAAUCUAAGUUAUGAUUUCCUUGCUCUAAUUUCGUUGUGUAUAAACCAUGUGUAUAAAGUUUUAGUUUCUAAAUGUACCCUUUUCUUCCAAAUCAAACAACAAAAUUGAAUAUAAUGUAUCUAGUAUAGAGUUAUGUAUAUGUAUAUCUAAAAAUUAGUGAGACCGAAAAUGCUGUAAACAGGGCAAUGUGUUAGAAAGUAAGACAGAGAGACAGACAAAACAUGGGCGAAAGAUAUUUGAUCUACACACAUAGAACAACUAUUUUAUGUCAAGCAAAGAAAUUUAAACAGAUUACAGAACUAUAUACAAUAUAUAUCUAUAUACAAAU
Molecule: messenger RNA, 1809 nt
Organism: Drosophila subpulchrella
Lineage: Eukaryota; Metazoa; Arthropoda; Insecta; Diptera; Drosophilidae
Product: protein FAM107B
Exons: 3
Coding region: 818-1252 (144 amino acids)
Source: RefSeq, a predicted model, not a curated record